Chara braunii is the source of this 1033-nucleotide messenger RNA. NCBI's taxonomy places the organism in Eukaryota, Viridiplantae, Streptophyta, Charophyceae, Charales, Characeae. The record is from the annotation of a GenBank genome assembly.
CGAACGACCGCAUACUUCCAGUGGAGGAACUCACAAACAAUAUUAAACAAACCCUCACAGAGCUUGAAAUCAUCGUUUUGUCGUUCCACUUACAGACACAUAGACAAAAGCACAACCAUCAUGUCAAUGUCAGCGGCGCAGGCAAGGGUAGCUCUUCAAGAGGUGAUGCAAUACGCGGAGGAGAGCAUCCACUAUGAUGACGAAGGGGAACUUCGACUACUCACGGAGAGAGUGUCGAGUUACUUCGAUGUCAGAGUGAACAUUCGUGCAAGCAUCGCUACGAACGGAGANGAUGACGAAGGGGAACUUCGACUACUCACGGAGAGAGUGUCGAGUUACUUCGAUGUCAGAGUGAACAUUCGUGCAAGCAUCGCUACGAACGGAGAGGAGUCGCUCAGAGCACGGAUAGAAGGGAUGUCCGAUGAAGGGGACGUGGAUAUGACAAAGCAGCAGAAGGGUGGGACAUACAUGCCAGCCGAUUUCAAGCAGAUGCUGAUGACACAGGCGAAGAAAUGGGGAAUGCUUGUUGAAGAUUCUAAGGACGAGAUGAAGAGCGGUGCAACAGAAAUUUUAGUACUCUCGCGUUUGAAGGACAUACCGCAAGCUACCCCGCAAGACUUCCAAGAUCUUCCAAUAAUUUUUGCAAACGGGGUGGAGUAUGUUUUACUCGACCAACUAGUGGAUUUCAUGAAAAAGAAACCUUACGAUCGGAAUGUCAUACAUGAGGCAUUGCAUGAUGUGACAGAGCAAGCACUGGCGGGCAAGGACCUCAUUAACUACAGGGUGCGGAGUGUAGACGAGGAUGUCGUAUGUGGUACUCCAUUGUGGGAWGGAAUAUUCAUGGCAACUUUGCAUCGCCUCAGCAUUGCGACUUCUGAGGUGGACAGAAAGAGGUCAAGGGAAGAAGGAUGAAAGUUGGUGGCCAGGGAAGCAGAUGUUGCACUUCAUGCAGCAGAUGGACACACUUCAGCAGGGGAAGAAAUUGUGAGAAUAGUCUCCAUCGUGCGUUCUCCAAUAAACACAAUGUCCACGG